AUCAGUGAGUUAUAGAGCUCUCUGGAAAGCUGUAGCUUUAUAUGCUAUAAUAACAUGUAACUCUAUAAUUUAUGAAAAUAUAUAGCUCCAGGAGUUGUAAAAUUCUCUGGAAAGUGUUCUUCAUAAAUUACGAUAAUCGUUGGAAAAAUGUUUGUAUUACCUCAAUGUUUUAAACUCUCUUAAAAGAUAGUUAGCUGGAUGACUUUCUAUUUAGAUGAGUAUGUCACAAGAAAAAUGUCUUCUUAAAAAACUUUUGUACGCAUUUAAUCUUUAACGUAAAAAAUAAACCAUAUUUUCUUUAAUUUCAGAUUUGUUAUGUAGAUAAUACUUUGUAAUUUUCUAAAAUGUUGAAACCCGAAGCAUGCCAUACUUCACUAGAUUAAAGAUCUUAAAGAAUGGUGUUUCCAUGGGUUGUGAGUGAUUCAGAACUAGGAGAUCUUCACAAACAUUGCUACAGAUGCUUUAACACCAACAAGUGUAAAGGAGAUCUAGACGCCUGUAAAAUUAUCUCCUGCAGGAACAAUUGCCCAGCUCGCUUCCAUCUUUGCAAGGAAACUGAACAUUUACUGCUCUGUUAUAAGGAGUAUAUUCCCUGUCCUAACACUCAAUAUGGUUGCUCAGCAUCUUUACAACGUCAGAAGGUUCCCUCCCACCUGCCUACCUGCCCGGCAAAUAUUAUUGCUUGCACUCAAGAAUGGAACAGGUGGCCAUUAUUCUGUAAAGAGAGAUUUAAGACUAUUCCUUUCCGGUUAAAGAACCCUCAAGCUGCCAGAGGAGAUCUUGACCUUGAACUAGCUUUAAGAGAUCAAAGACUAGCUGGAGAGUUGUUUAAAGUUCCCAGGAAAACUAAACUAGCUUUGAGGAAUAAUUUAACAAGACGCCAUCCUGCACUUCCUCUUCCUCAACAUUCAACCAGGAAAUCCACUCGUCAGGAUAGAACUGCAACAACUUUAAAGGAUAUUGUUAAACUUGAAGUCUCUGAUGAUACCGCUGUUGGCCCCCAGUAUGGUAUUGCCAAACUUUUCCUUAAACAACAGGAAACCCAACAACGACGAUGGCAAGAAGAUGUAGAGAAGGCUAUACUAAGAACGGGUCAACCUGUUCCUAAGAAGUAUUGGGAGUACGAUGAGAUGAUGAAAGGAAACAUACAUAAUCACUGCGCAUACUGUGUUGAUAGAAACUGUGUUAGGAAGCCUGAUUUCCAGGGAGAUACUUCCGAUACAUAUUCCUGCUCCGUAGUGGACUGCCCUUUUGAGUGCGGCGCUAGACUUCAUCACUGUAAGGCGUUUGAGCACAGAAUGAUUUGCGCCAAUUUUGAAGAAGAAGGAGAGUUUGAUUGGAUUCUAAAAGACAGAAUAAUGAAGAAAAGAAAAGCAGUGAAACAAAAACCUGAAAAACCCUUUCCUGCCUUACUUGUUGGUGCCAGUGUUGAACCGAGGAUUCCAUUGAAAACUAGAAAAUCUACAAAACCUCCUCCUCCCCCUCCACCCCCGACAGAUUUACACAGGACUGUACGAUUUGAUAUUCGUGUGGAGACUGUGACCCGUCUUCAGCAGAAGCCAAGAGCUAUGUACACUUUCAUCUGCGGACAGGAUCUAAGAAGAGAUCAAUGGGAACAUCAUUGUAAGAAUGUGCAUAAUGAUAUUCACGGUGGACUGAACAACUGGUUGGUUGCUAGAUGUCCUCUUUCUAUAUAUGGCUGUGGGUUUUCAUACUCUAGACUGUAUCCAGGUCUGAAUCCAGAGAACAAGGUUGUGUUUAGUGAGUUUAGUGAAAGUUUUGGAAUCCAACCUGCUCCGGAGCAAAUCCGUCCUAGUCAGGAUACAGAUCAGACAUUGGACCAACUCCCUGUAGAAAUAUUACAGAUAAUAUUUUUUAAAUUGGAUUCCUGGACUCUUUGUCAAGUCUCCUUGACUUCCAGAUAUCUACGUGAGGUGUGUGCUUCUCUGCUGGAUAGAAAAGGCUGUGUAUCCCUCCAGUGGGAAAGGACAAGAGAGGAGGGACAGGAGAGAAGGGGCUGGGAGGUUGCAUACAAGAGAUGGUUUUUCAGCGGUCAUUUUGAUCCAGUGCUUACCUGGGGAUUUAAUCCUGGUGGGAAAGUUUCGGAGCAUUUAAAGGUUUGUCCUUACAAUGAUCGUGUUGAGCAUAGGAGUGUGGAUAAGACGACCCCAGAGAGUCGGAAUUUUAUGGCAGCACUUGAAGCCAAGAUCAAACUGAAACGGGACUCUGAGUGGUUUAUCCAGUAAAUAUCCAGAUUGCAGCGCCUAAAGUCAAUUUUUUAUUUUCUUUUAGAAACUAUUACAAGAAUAAAAUUUCCUUUUUUUUUCUUUUUUAUCGGGACACAUAAAAAGCAGAUUUUAAGAAGCUGUAAGUUAAAGGGACUGUAAGCGUAAUUUCAAGUGACCCUUAAUAAAACUAUGUCAGUGCACAAUUCACAGCGGUACCCUUGAAACCUUCAUAUGAUCCUUAAUGGGGAUCAUAUUGCCGUUUUUUUAAAAGGAUUGACCGGCAAUGUAUUGUGGUAGAACUGAAUAUGUAGUAUUGUGGACAAAUUUUUUAG
This is a messenger RNA of Eurytemora carolleeae, 2560 nucleotides long. Its product is annotated as F-box only protein 30. Gene Ontology annotation, molecular function: ubiquitin protein ligase activity; zinc ion binding; protein binding. NCBI's taxonomy places the organism in Eukaryota, Metazoa, Arthropoda, Copepoda, Calanoida, Temoridae. The record is from RefSeq and is a predicted model, not a curated record. The transcript is spliced from 25 exons. The coding region runs from base 396 to 2246 and encodes 616 amino acids.